Molecule: messenger RNA, 632 nt
Organism: Electrophorus electricus (electric eel)
Lineage: Eukaryota; Metazoa; Chordata; Actinopteri; Gymnotiformes; Gymnotidae
Source: RefSeq, a predicted model, not a curated record
ACACAUAAAGCGCAAUGGAUCCACGCAAAAUUUGCAUGUUUGUGUUCUGUCAAUUUGCCUGUGACAUUGAUGAGCUUGUUUUCAUGGAGCCUGCUAAAAGGAAAAGGGUUUCCCUUGUAUGGAAACACUUUGAGCAGAUCUCUACAAAUAAGGGGGAUAGAGUUGGAUCCAGCCAAGACCGCAAAGGCCAUGGUUGAGACCAAAUAUCAACAAGAGAAAGAGAAGACCAAAGUUGAGGUCCAGAAAGUUCCUGCAGCAAGGAAGCUGGUGGGCUAUUUUAGAAGCAGCACAACUGUCAAAGAGAAGCUGGACCUUGUUCAAGAGCAUAUGGGAAAACCAAAAAAGAAACUGAUUCAGGAGGUUGAAACAAGGUGGUACAGCAGCUUUCAAAUGCUGGAGCGAUUAGUAGAACUCAGGGAGCCUGUAAGCACUGGCAGGCUUACAAACUGGUAUUCCUGCGCUGACCUCUGAUGAGUACAAUAAUGUUUGUGAGCUCCUGUCUAUACUGUCUCCUUUUCACACGGCCACUGUGGUGCUGUCAGAGGAGAAAAAGGUAUCUGGCUCCAAAGUGGUGCUAUUAUUGAAAAUGGUGGAAAAGAUGCUCCAGGAAGAGGCAGCAAAGGCAACGGUCC